Molecule: messenger RNA, 5539 nt
Organism: Camelus dromedarius (Arabian camel)
Lineage: Eukaryota; Metazoa; Chordata; Mammalia; Artiodactyla; Camelidae
Gene: REXO1
Product: RNA exonuclease 1 homolog
Exons: 16
Coding region: 90-3755 (1221 amino acids)
Cellular component (GO): nucleus
Molecular function (GO): nucleic acid binding; exonuclease activity
Source: RefSeq, a predicted model, not a curated record
GUGAGGCGCGGGCGGCGGCGACCGCGGCGCCUUUGAGGGGCCCGGGGGCCCGGGCGGCUCCCGGCCGGGGCCCCGCCGCGGGACGGACCAUGCUACGCUCCACCGGCUUUUUCCGGGCCAUAGACUGCCCCUACUGGGCUGGGGCUCCCGGGGGGCCCUGCCGGCGGCCCUACUGUCACUUCCGGCACCGCGGGGCCCGGGGCCCCGGCGCUCCCGGCGGAGGCGGAGCGGCGCCCCCAGCAGCAGGGCUUGGUUAUGACCCGUACAACCCUGAGCUGCCCAAGCCCCCGGUGCAGAGGGAGAAUGGCGCCCUGGGUAGAGGGGACGAGCCCCGCUCAGACAUUCUGGAGCUGGAGCUGGUCAACCAGGCCAUUGAGGCUGUGCGCUCUGAGGUGGAGCUUGAGCAGAGGCGGUACCAGGAGCUCCUGGAGACGACCCGGGAGCACGGCUCGACUGAGGCCCCCGCGCUGGCGCCCCGCGGCCCCAUUGCCUGCCCCGCUGACGGCCUGGAUGAGGAUGCUUUCCCGCUGUCCUUCAGUUACAACCCUGGCGGCCGUGGCCUGUUCAGCCCCGAUGCCAGCUACCAGCCCACACCACUGGCUGCCUCUGCCGAGCCCAGCAGCAAGUACUCGCUGGCCUCUCUGGACCAGGGUCAGGGCCAUGGUGGAGGGGGUGGCAAUGCCCUGGAGUACGUCCCCAAGGCUGUGAGCCAGCCCCGGCGAUACAGCCGCCCUGUCCACAGCAGCAAGUACGUGGUGGACAACUCCAAGCCCUCUACAGACCUGGAAUACGACCCACUGUCCAACUUCUCUGCCCGCCUGCUCAGCAGAGCCAGCGCCAAGGACGACAGGGCCCCCAAGCGACCCAGGGGCUCCCUUAGCAGUGAGCCCUACACGCCCGCACCCAAGAAGACCUGCGACCCUUUCGGUGGCUGUGACGCAAGGUUCUCGGACUCAGAGGAUGAUGCUGCCGCAGCCCCGGGUGAUAAGCCCACCACCGCCAGCCCCCCGAGAGCCCAGGUGGGUUCUGGGAGCAAGGCCCUGGGGAAGCCUGGCUCCAGGGCGGGUGCAGAGCCUGAGGAGGGCAGCCUGCGGGAGACCAAGGAGAUUGCCGUGCAGUACGACGUGGGGGACCUCGGGCAGCCUCCCAAAGGCCCAGGUGGGCCGCCACCUGCCAAGCCCAGCUCCCCGGCCAGGGUCUCACAGGAGCACGGCAGCUCCAAGGAGGGGAGACCCAAGAAGAAGAAAAGUGGGGUGCUUCCGGCAGCCGGCCCCAAGGACAGUGUCCGGAAGACAGACAAGGAUAAGGAUGGAGCGCGUGGGAGGCUGGCCGAGAAGCCCGGUGUGGACAGGAGGGGCCCGCAGGCCAGCAGCCCCCGGCACAGGGCAGAGCGGUCCCAAGGGACCAAGAAAAAGCCAUCUUCAGCCACUCUGGUGGCCAGCUCAGGGAAAGGCCGGCCUGACCAGCCGGGACCGAAACCAAGCCCCACACAGGGGGGCGCCCGCCAACUGCCGGACAGGACAGUUAGUGAGACCCCAUCAGGGAAGCUGGCAGAGCGGAAGACCCGCUCACUGGACGAGGGCACCCCCCGGGACACCCCCAAGCUGCAGAGGCGGGCCCUGAGCCACGCCGACCUCUUCGGGGAUGAGAGCGAGGACGAGGACCCCGGGCCCAAGGUGCCUGGACUCCGGCCGCCUGCCCUCCCCAGCCUCAGUUCCAGCUCCGAUUCGGACUCUGACUCAGACACGGACUCCAGCCUGGGCCUCUCUGCUGCACGGGGGCUGCCCAAACGCCUCAAGGCCUCCCCGCCCCCCUCGGCUGGCCAGUCCUCUUCCUCCUCCUCCCCCUCGUCCUCGUCCUCGAUGGGGGCGGGUUCUGACGUGGACUACUCAGCCCUGGAGAAGGAGGUCGACUUUGACUCCGACCCCAUGGAGGAGUGCCUGCGCAUUUUCAACGAGUCCACCGCGGUCAAGACGGAGGACAAGGGCCGGCUGGCCCGGCAGCCUCCCAAGGAAGAGAAGAUGGAGGACCAGGGGCAUUCAGGGCUGACCACUCUGUUCCCUGGGCAGAAGAGGAGGAUUUCUCAUCUUUCCAAGCAAGGCAAGGAGGCGGAGCCAACGAGGAAAGGCCCCACGCUCCCCACCCGGCCCCCGACUGCCCAGGAGGUGUGCUACCGGCGGGCCCAGCAGGCGCAGAGGGAGUCAGCCAGCUGGUUCCAGGCUGCCCAGCAGCCGGCCGAGAGGCCAUCCUCUGUCCACAUCUCGGCCCCAGGCGAGAAGAGAAGGAUCGCCCAUGUCCCCAACCCACUCCUGGCUGCAGCCCCCACAGGUGCCAAAAGGACCCUCUCGGCCAGCAGCAGCCAGCCUCCCAAUGGCCCCGAGCCCGGCAGCCAGCCCCUGAAGACGCGCACGCUGUCAGGCAUGGCGUCCAAGACCACCACCACCAUCACCCCCAAGCGUGUGGCCCACAGCCCGUCCUUACAGAGUUUAAAGAAGCCCAUUAUCCCGAAAGAGUUCGGGGGCAAAGUCCCCACCGUCAUCCGGCAGCGCUAUCUCAACCUGUUUAUUGAAGAGUGCCUCAAAUUUUGCUCUUCUAACCAGGAAGCCAUAGAGAAGGCGCUCAGCGAAGAGAAGGCGGCCUAUGACCGCAGCCCCAGCAAGAACGUCUACCUGAACGUCGCCGUGAACACGCUCAAGAAGCUGCGUGGCCUGGUCCCCAGCGCCGGGCCCGGCGUCAGCAAAACCAGUGGCCGGAGGGUUGUGUCCCAUGAAGUGGUUCUGGGGGGCAAGUUGGCUGCCAAGACCAGCUUUUCGUUCAGUCGCCCCAGCAGCCCCCGAGUGGAGGAUCUGAAAGGGGCCGCCCUGUACGGCCGCCUCAAGGAGUACCUGCUAAGCGAGGACCAGCUCAAGGAGAAUGGCUAUCCCUUCCCGCACCCCGAGCGGCCGGGCGGCGCCGUCAUCUUCACGGCUGAGGAGAAGAAGCCCAAGGACUCCUCCUGCAGGAUCUGCUGCCGCUGCGGCGCCGAGUACCUCGUGUCCUCCUCGGGCCGCUGUGUGCGGGAUGAGGAGUGUUGCUACCACUGGGGGCGGCUGCGCCGGAACCGAGUGGCCGGUGGCUGGGAGACUCAGUACACGUGCUGCUCGGCCGCCAUUGGCUCCGCCGGCUGUCAAGUUGCCAAGCAACACGUGCAGGACGGCCGGAAGGAGAACCUCGAAGGGUUUGUGAAGACCUUUGAGAAAGAAUUUUCAGGAGACUCGCACCCAGGAAUCUACGCCCUCGACUGUGAAAUGUCCUACACCACGUACGGCCUGGAGCUGACGCGUGUCACAGUGGUGGACACGGACCUGCAGGUUGUGUAUGACACCUUUGUCAGGCCAGACAACGAGAUCGUCGACUAUAACACCAGGUUUUCAGGGGUGACCGAGGCCGACCUGGCAGACACGAGCAUCUCCCUCCGGGACGUCCAGGCCGUCCUGCUGAGCAUGUUCAGUGCAGACACCAUCCUCAUUGGCCACAGUCUGGAGAGCGACCUGCUGGCCUUGAAGGUCAUCCACAGCACCGUGGUGGACACGUCUGUGCUCUUCCCGCACCGCCUGGGCCUCCCCUACAAGCGCUCCCUGCGGAAUCUCAUGGCUGACUACCUCAGACAGAUCAUCCAGGACAACGUGGACGGGCACAGCUCCAGUGAGGACGCCAGUGCUUGUAUGCACCUGGUGAUCUGGAAGAUCCGAGAAGACGCCAAGACCAAGCGGUGACCGCCGCCUGCCUGCCCGCCUCUCCCACAGCCCCGGCCCGCCCUCUACCCCAGGCCUCUUCCAAAACAGUGCAAUAAAUCUCGAGAGCUAACCCUGUCCACGUCACCAAGACACGGAAAACCGAGAGAACGGGACGAGCUGGCGGCAGAGAGCCCAAUGCCAAGAGCGACCCUGGAGCCCUGCGCCCCCGCCGCGCCCCCUCACGCCUGUCCCUGCCUCUCUGCCCCCAGACCUCUGUCCUCUGGAGACUGCUGCUGACUCGAUGGGCCGAGGCCGGGCCCAUGCUGCCUGCACCCCAGCCGGGCCCUGCUCCCACCGCUUCUCUUGGGUGGUGGGUGGGAGGCGGCCAGGCAGGCUUGUCGAGGGUGUGUUUGAGACAGGGGUUGUCUUUUUAUUUUGUAUUGUUAUUUUUAUUAUUUUUAAUUUAAAGCUGAUGACUUGCACAGUUGUCUUCCUCUACCCAGAAGAGCGAGACCCUGGUGCUGCCUUCCCUCCUGAGGGGUGGGGCGGGGCUGGGAGCAGCCAGCUGGCGCCCCAGCAGCCACUGGGACCCGGGAGUUCAGCCCCCAGCCCACCUGGGCCCUGUGACUUCGGGGAACCGAGCCAGCCCCUCUGUCAGCCCCCAGGGCCUCGCCUUCCGGACGCCCCGGGGCCUGUCUGCCUCUGGACACUGUCUUCCCGCCAGAGCCCCACCCUCCUCAGGGAGGCUGUCUAAAGCCCUGCAGCCCCCAGGUUCCCCAGCCCCUCUCCCCCACCCCCAGGCAGGGACAGAAUAAAUGUUUGUAUUGAUUUUAGAGCUCGUGGCGUCCGGAGGUGUUUAUUUUGGUGUCAGAUGUGGCCCUCCAUGCAGGCGGAGGGCACAGCCUCAGUGGCCAGGACCCACCCCCUAACGGGGGCUCAGGAAUGGGGCCUUGCUCCACUUCAUGAAAACCAGCCUGGUGCCCUUGGACAACUGUUCCAGAGCAGAUCCAGGGCCCUGGAAGGCCUUGAUUCAGGGGCUGUCAUGCUUCUGGCCCCCUGGGGUUCUGUGACAGUGGAGCCAGCGGCCACCUCCUGUGAGCUGGGGGCCGGGGAACCCGGACGGCCGCUGCAUGUUGCAUGUCUGAGAAGCUAACUUGGGAACGGGAGGCUGCGGAGGAGAACCAGGUUCCUUCCCUCUCGAGGUCCUGGGGGGUGGCGACUGAGGAAAAACCACACGACCUAGAAGUUGUGAGUUAUGUUUUACUUCAGGAACUCACUGAGAACUAUAGCCGGGGAGACAGCCUCUCAGAUAGCUCUGAGGAACUGUUCUGAAGAGGGAAGGGAGGAGCCAGGAUAUGCAGGAGUCUCUGCUGAAAAGAAGACAAAAAAAGUAACCCGUGUAGUUGAACACGGAAGAUUGCUGCUAAUCACAACAAAAGUCAGACAUCUCAAGUGAAUGAUUCUAGUGCUUUUGUGUGUGUGGAAAGUUCCAAGAGUCCAGGCCCAUGGAAGUGACUCCUUUCACAUGUACCUCAGCUGUCUGGGGCCAGUGUCCUGUUUUUCUCCAUCCUGAACCCCCUCAGGGCGCACCUUUGGGGGGUGCCGCUGCCAUGGCUGGACGGCUGCAGCAAUGGCGGUGAGCUGGAAUGGCAGGCAACAUCCUCUGUCCACUAGGGCUCUGAGGGAGGGUUCUCGUCUGAGUCAGACCCCUGCCGCCGGCAUGGGCACGUCCCUCUGGGGGUCCUUGGGACCAGGUGACUUUCCCCCCCUUCUGUAAGUUGGGAGUGGCUUUCUAAAUAAAGGGUGCAGGCAGCAUCCUGGAA